Ceutorhynchus assimilis (cabbage seed weevil) is the source of this 5013-nucleotide messenger RNA. Lineage: Eukaryota; Metazoa; Arthropoda; Insecta; Coleoptera; Curculionidae. The record is from the annotation of a GenBank genome assembly.
AUGAGCUGUUUUUUGAAAGUGUUGUGUGUGUUUUCAUUUUUAAACAAUAUUUUUGUUUAUGGAUUUAAUAUCGAAGCUUUCAAUUAUGCGGUAUACGAAACGCGGGACAGUAGCAAGUCAGCGAUGUUCGGUUUUACUGUCGCUGUGCAUAAACAAGGACAUAACCGAGGAUGGGUCUUAGUUGGUGCUCCAGAAGGUCAAUCGCAAUACUCAACUGGAGAAAUUACUCAACGAGGAGUUGUGUAUAAGUGCCGGACUGAUGGUGAUGAUUUCUGCCAGGAAAUUCCUUUCGACAGGAAAGGAAAUCAAUAUUUUAAUGGCAGGCAGAUGGAUCAAAAGAGUAAUCAAUGGUUUGGAGCCACCCUAAGCUCGUCGGGGAAUCCAUCAGGAGGACCAGUUGUGGCAUGCGCUCCGCGAUACGUUUGGUACAGCAAGGAAAUGAACAGAAGGGAUCCUGUGGGAACAUGCAUCGUUUCAGAUUCGUUGUUUGAAAAGUUUGAGGAAUAUUCUCCAUGUAGAACAAGUAAUUGGGGAUACCAUCGGCAGGGAUCUUGCCAGGCUGGUUUUAGUGCCGCCAUCAAUUCAAUAGGUGAUCGAUUAUUUGUUGGAGCUCCAGGAAGCUAUUACUGGCAAGGGCAAAUGUACUCGAUUGAUGCCCAAGCAAGGUUUAACUAUACCCCCGGCCUGCUAGGCACGACGUAUGGCGCCAAAGGUUCUGUUCACCAGCAAAGUCUCGAAACUAGACCGGCAGUGUUUCAAACUAGGGAGAGUAAACAACAGGACGACGAUUCGUAUUUAGGUUACUCAACUAUUAGUGGAGAUUUCUUGGGUAAUGGGGAACAAGGUAUUGCUGUUGGUAUGCCUAGAGGUGCAGAACUCCAUGGAAAGGUUCUCCUUUUCACUUGGAAUCUAACAAAUUACAAAAACAUCUCCAGUAGCCAGUUGGGUUCCUACUUUGGUUACUCCUUGGCCGCUGCCGACGUGGAUGGCGAUUCCAAGUUAGACCUUAUCGUUGGUGCUCCCAUGCAUACGGAACCAAACACAGAAGACAAGUACGACGUUGGAAGGGUUUAUGUGUUCUACCAAGGAGGUGGAUUUGGAAGUUUCAAUCAUUCUUCAUUUAUUGACGGCACCAACUCGAAGUCUCGAUUCGGCCACAGUGUAGCCUAUUUGGGGGAUAUGAAUCAGGAUGGAUUUGAUGAUUUUGCAGUUGGUGCCCCAUAUGACGGAGAAUUUAACAGAGGUGCAGUCUACAUCUACUACGGAUCAUCCAAAGGCGUCCUGGAAAAGUACGGGCAAGUCAUUUACGCCGAAGAUAUGGCGACUAGAAGUAAUUUUCCAGUGAACACAUUCGGAUUUUCCGUGACUGGAGGCUUAGAUAUGGAUGGAAACGAUUAUCCCGAUAUGGCCGUUGGAGCUUAUUUAUCCAAUUCCGCGUUUUUCUUUAGAUCGAAACCCGUUGUUCGAGUUGAGGCGUUCGUUAAAUUCCGUACCCUGAAUAAACAAAUAGACAUUAGUAAGAAAAAUUGCAACUUGCCUAAUGGACAAUUAGGAACAUGCACUACCAUUGAUUUUUGCAUUAAAUACAGCGGCAAAGGAAUACCUCAACAAAUUCGAUUAAAUGUUCAAUAUAUUUUGGAUACCAAGAAAACGAGCAUUCCGAGGAUGGCAUUCUUGAGAAGAAAUAGUCAUACGAUCAACGAUACGAUUACUUUAUACAAAGACAGUCCGGACACUUGUCAAACUGAAGAAAUUUACAUUAAGAACGAAAUUCGUGACAAAUUAACACCACUAGAAGCCGAAGUGAAAUAUUUUAUGGUACAAGAAGAGAGAGACGCUUACUUUGGUAAAGCAAGAAAUCCCCAGUCCCAAUUGAAACCCGUCCUAGAUUUAAACCUACCACCAUCUAGAAAAGAUUCAAUCAUCAUCCAGAAGAACUGUGGCCACGACAAUAUAUGUAUUCCAAAUUUGCACGUUAGCGUCACUAAAAAUGUAGAAAAAUACUUAUUGGAUUCCAACACCAAUCUCGAAUUUGACAUUAUUGUUUCCAACUUUGGAGAAGACGCUUUCGAAACGACUCUGGAUCUAAUUUAUCCCGAUGGGAUUUACUACAAGAAAACUGAAAUCAAAGAAGACCUGCAUGGUAUUUUGUGUAGUUCUGGCGAAAAUAGAACUAUUUCUUGUGAUAUUGGAAAUCCAUUGCCGGCAAAUAAAAUUGCAAAGUUCAAAAUGAUUUUUGUACCAUUCCACAAACAAGGCAUCACUGCAGAUACGGCUGUUUAUGAAUUUGAUGUUCUGGUUAACAGUACUAAUCCAGAAAAGAACGAGACUUGGCAGGAUAAUCAUCUUCAUUUGGUGGUUGAUAUUUUUGUCGAUUCUGCUUUGGAAGUUAGCGGUCGGUCUCUUCCACAAGAAGUCUACCUGCUCUCCAACACAACACAGUAUACCACCGAAACAAUUACAAAAGAAUCCGAAAUUGGUCCUUCAGUAACUCAUUUAUACACCUUGAAGAACAAAGGUCCAGCUACUAUUGAUGAAGCUGAAAUUUACUUCCUGUGGCCUUGGCAAACAUUAUCUGGCGAAGAUCUGUUAUACAUUUUGGAUCAACCCCAUGUUCCAGAAGGCGUGAAAUGUGAUAUACCCGCUCCAGUGAACUACAAAAAUUAUGCUUUGGAUUAUAAUCCAAAAUCAAUUUGGGAAAGGUUACAAAUUGAUUCUUCUAGUCACGACAUGACUUCCAAAUAUUCUUCUGUUCACGUUGAAUCGGGAAGAAAUGUAUCAGGUGUUGCUGGUGGAUCAAGAGUUACAACAGGUAGAGACGAAACAGUGAAAUUUUCAUCAGGCGAUUCUUCUGAUGUUUACGAAAAACGGCAAAACGCUUCGGUUACUGGCCAGGCGGCAACAUUUGGAACUACUUCUGGCCAAGAUACCAGUGGACAAAUCAGUAAAGCGGGGGAAACAGUUUACACAAAAUCUGAAUGGCGCACGACCGUCGUUGAUGGUAAAUCCAUCACAAAGUGGACCAAUGUCACAACGGUUAAGGAUUCUACGGGUAAAAUUGUCAGGACUUUCUAUUCAACAGACGACAACGGAGAUCAGAUCGCGACCAGCAGUAAUGUCGACAGUUUCGGACAAAGAAUAGGCGGCUACGAACAACGACCAAAGCCAAAAGUAGUCUACAGUUCCUCAGGUGGCAGCUCGGCUACAGAUGAAGAAAAUCUCACAAUUUCUGGUAUCGGUGGAGCACAACAAACUGAAACCCAGGAAAGAAAGACCAGUAGUACAGUUCAACAAAGCAGCGCAGGCCCAAGUGGCUUCGUUAACGAACCUAAAUAUCGCGAAGAGCAUGCUUAUACUGUUGGAGGUGGUGCUAGAGAAGGUGGUGCCAGAAACUCAUAUGAAGAAGAACACAUUGUCAGAUAUGGACCUCAAGUGAGCGGAGGUCAAAGUAGUCAACAAGCUUCGGUUGCAGUUGGUAGCACUGAUAAUUCAGCCACUGAAGAGAGGCGCAGAUAUGAACAAAGAUUGCAGUAUGAACAACGUUUGAGAUUAGAGGAACAGAGAAGAAAAUUAGAAGAGGAACAACGAAGAAAACUGGAAGAUGAACAAAGAAUAAAACUGGAAGAAGAACAGAGAAUAAAACUAGAAGAGGAUCGUAGAGUGAAAUUGGCAGAGCAACAAAGACAUACAGGUUCAAAUGUAGUUGUAACUCAAGAAGAAGAACGUCAAAAACACGAUCGCCGACUUAAAGAAGAAGAAACAAGCCGCCGAUAUCAAGAACAAUUGAGACGCAUCGAAGAAACCCGAAUUGCGGAGGGGAGAGCAAGGCAACAAGCCUACGAAGAACAAAUAAGACGCGAUGAGGAAAGGAGACGACAGGAAAGUUUAGAAGACCAGAGGAGAAGGCAACCAGUUUCGGAUGUUGAAACUAGAAGAUUGCAACAACAAAGGGACGAAGAAAUUAGUCGUAGACAAGAAGAGGAAACACGGAGACAGGAAGUAGAAGGACGUCGAUUGUAUGAAGAGCAACUAAGACGCGCUGAUGAAGAAAGGAGAAGACAAUGGAGUCAACAGUCUGGAGAAUCGAGUGGAAGCCAAGUAUCACAAGGAGGUCGUACCCGCACAGGAUACUUUGAUGCUCAAGGAACCUACCAUGACGAAUCGCACGCAGCGUCUUCCGGAAGCAGAGCAUUCAAUCGCACCUGGAACACUGCCGACACUACUGCCACUAGAGAUGAGUUUGCACAAGGAGCCGCUUCAGGCGCAGGUGGUUUCAGAACGCAAACUAUUGAUUUAGGAACGGGGGCAGGAGGUAGAGGAGCUGUGGAUGUAUCGUCCGGACAACGUCAGUCAUCUGGCGAACGUCAAUGGGGACAGCGUACGAGAGGUGGUAGUUUCUCGGGUACCCUUGAAGGUGGACUCGCAGAACACGAUCAGUAUAGCUCGGAAUGGGAGAGAAGAAGUUGGGAAGGUCCUCGUGAUACCGAUUUGAGGGACAAUGUUCCUACUGAUAGACCGGAUUUUACUCGAUCAAGAGGAAAAAGACAGGUACCCCAAAUCGACCCAGAAAUCGAUGACCUUCUAAAAUGCCACGCCACAAAUUGUGUUUACAUGAGAUGCAUAGUUGGAACACUAAAAAAAGAUGAAUUUGUUUCAAUUGCCAUCAGAUCCAGACUGAACGUGAGAGCUGUAAAACAAUUAAGUACUACAAAUCCAGUCAAAUUAUCUUCGAUGAUGGUAGCAAGGAUAUCCAAAUUACCUUACAUUGGCAGACCCAAAGAACAAGUCCUCCAUAGCCAUGAAGUCUUCACAGAUAUUCCGGCUGGAGAACAAGAACUGACUCCUCAAGUGGUACCUUUGUGGAUCAUAUUGCUGUCAGCAAUAGCUGGAACUCUGAUUUUGCUGCUGGUUAUUUUAAUGUUAUACAAGUGUGGAUUCUUCAAACGGAAACGACCAUCGUCGGCUCCUGAAAGGCAACCCUUGCGAUCAAACGGAUACCAUCCUGGAGACUAG